AUGUCAAAUAUCAAUAAACCUUUUUCACAACAACCAAAUGGUUUUAUGGGGUUCGGUCAAAACAACCAACAAACAGGAUUUGGAAAUAACACACAACAAAUAAAUGGUUUUGGAUCGUUCUCAGGGUUUGGUUCUAAUCAAACCCAAAACACUGGAUUUGGUCAACAAAGUCUGUUUAAACCUUCCUCUCAACAACAAACUGGAUUUACAGGUUUUGGACAACAAACCCAAAACACAGGGUUUGGAUUUGGUAAUACAAUCGGAAAUUCAUUAACAUCAGGAUUUGGACAAACUAAUACACAACAAAAUGGUUUUGGUGGAUUUGGACAAAAUAACCAACAACCAAAUGGGUUUGGGUCAUUUGGUAAAACUAGUUUUGGUGGAUUUGGAAAUAAUAAUACUCAAACUAAUACUUUUGGUGGAUUUGGACAAACAAAUAAUCAACAAUCAAAUGGGUUUGGUGGAUUUGGAUCAUUCGGGCAAACAAAUACUCAGCAAAAUAGACUUAGUGGAUUGGGGUCAUUUGGAAAUACAACAGGAUUUGGACAAAAUAAUACUCAGCAGAACCCUUUUGGUGGAUUUGGGCAAACAAACAAUCAACAAUCAAAUGGUUUUGGAUCAUUUGGGCAAACAAAUACACAAACAAGUGGAUUUGGAAGCACAACAGGUUUUGGACAGACUAGUCAACAGCAAAAUGGAUUUGGUGGAUUUGGAAAUACAACAGGUUUUGGACAAACAAAUAAUCAACAAGGUGGAUUUGGAUUAUUUGGACAAACAAAUGCACAGUCAAAUGGGUUUACUGGAUUUGGAAAUACAACAGGAUUUGGACAAACAAAUACACAAACAAAUGGACUUGGAUUUGGUGGAUUUGGAAGUGCAACAGGAUUUGGACAGACUAAUCAACAACAAAAUGGAUUUGGUGGAUUUGGAAAUACAACAGGAUUUGGACAAACUAGUAAUACACAAACAAGUGGAUUUGGUGGAUUUGGACAAAAUAAUCAACAAGGAGGAGGAUUUAGUUCAUUUGGACAGAACAAUAAUCAGCAAUUAGGAUUUGGAAAUACAACAGGAUUUGGACAAACAAAUUCAUUAACAGGUUCAGGGACAUUUGGUAAAUUAGGAUUAAAUCAAACAAAUAACCAAGGAAACUUGUUUGGGGGAUUUGGAAAUAAUGCUUCUUUUGGUACUUCAAAUAUCUCAAGUUUUGGAAAUUCUACUAGUAAUGUGUUUACAUCAACAAAUGGAAUUGGUUCAUUAUCAACAGGAAAUAUUAAUGGGCUCUCUUUUCAAUCACCUCAGCAACAAGGAUUAACACAACAACAAACAUCAGCAAUUAUUGCUGAUAUGGCACAAAAACAGCUUAAUGAAAAACAAAAGAAAGAAGAUAAAGAAAAGAAAGAAAAAACAAAAGUUAAACACCCAGAAGUUCAUAAAAAAGCUGUAGUAAUGAUGUAUCAAUCUUUAAUAAGAGAUUUAAAUAUAACAAAUGAAGAAAAUAAAAACAUUAAAGAAGAGGAUAAUAAAAAUAGUACAAAAGAAUCAACUCAACCUAUUGAAAUGAGAAAAAGUUCAAUACCUAUUUUUUCAAAAGCACCUGUUAUGAAUAAAAGUGGAUAUUUUAUGGUUCCAUCAAUCUCAGAACUAAGAGAAUUAGAAGAAGAUAAAUUAAAUAAUAUCAAGUCAUUAACAGUUGGAAAAAGUAAUAUUGGUAAAAUUGAAUGGAAAGAUGUUGAUGUCAGGAAUAUUAAUUUUGAUAUCAGUGUUAUUAUUAAUGAAAAGAAUAUUGAGGUAUAUCCUGAUGGAACAUUAAAACCAGGUGAAGGAGAAAAAUUAAAUAAAUCUGCAACUAUUACAUACUUUGGAGGAUUAAAUGAAAUGGAUGAUAAAGAACUUGAUUCUUUUGUUAAAAAACAUUACCCUUAUGUCACUAGUUAUACAAGAGAUGAUAGUGUAAAAGAAGUCACUAUCGAAGUUGAUCAUUUCUAA
Molecule: messenger RNA, 1986 nt
Organism: Entamoeba dispar SAW760
Lineage: Eukaryota; Evosea; Mastigamoebida; Endamoebidae
Exons: 1
Coding region: 1-1986 (661 amino acids)
Biological process (GO): RNA export from nucleus; post-transcriptional tethering of RNA polymerase II gene DNA at nuclear periphery; protein import into nucleus
Cellular component (GO): nuclear pore cytoplasmic filaments; nuclear pore
Molecular function (GO): structural constituent of nuclear pore
Source: RefSeq, a predicted model, not a curated record